AUGCGCUCUAUGGUCCAAUUGGAUGCCUUUCUGGUCAGUGCAUACCUGGACUUUGGCUACUUCCUUACGGGUAUUUUGCUGAUGACGGGCAUUGCUCUUCCCAUGGUUCUUGCACACACCGGCAUCGUCACGGGCGCCGCUGCUAUCAUGUCGCUGCUCGGCGGCGCCCUUGUGUAUGGCACCAUGAUAACGUACGCAGCUUUCUUUCAUACCCCGGACGACUUGUAG
Molecule: messenger RNA, 228 nt
Organism: Malassezia globosa CBS 7966
Lineage: Eukaryota; Fungi; Basidiomycota; Malasseziomycetes; Malasseziales; Malasseziaceae
Exons: 3
Coding region: 1-228 (75 amino acids)
Source: RefSeq, a predicted model, not a curated record